Sporothrix brasiliensis 5110 is the source of this 1935-nucleotide messenger RNA. Its product is annotated as cohesin complex subunit SCC1. Bases 1 to 1935 code for a protein of 644 amino acids. Gene Ontology annotation, biological process: synaptonemal complex assembly; replication-born double-strand break repair via sister chromatid exchange; mitotic sister chromatid cohesion. The transcript has 2 exons. The record is from RefSeq and is a predicted model, not a curated record. Gene Ontology annotation, cellular component: cohesin complex; synaptonemal complex. NCBI's taxonomy places the organism in Eukaryota, Fungi, Ascomycota, Sordariomycetes, Ophiostomatales, Ophiostomataceae. Gene Ontology annotation, molecular function: protein binding; chromatin binding.
AUGUUCUAUUCGGAGACGCUGCUCUCCAAGACGGGGCCUUUGGCCCGCGUCUGGCUGUCGGCCAACAUUGAGCGCAAGCUCUCCAAGACGCACAUUCUGCAGUCGAACCUGCAGGACAGUGUCGAGGCCAUCAUCACGCCGAACCAGGCGCCGAUGGCGCUGCGUCUCAGUGGCCAGCUGCUUCUGGGCGUUGUCCGUAUCUACAGCCGCAAGGCGCGUUAUUUACUAGACGACUGCAACGAAGCAUUAAUGAAGAUCAAGAUGGCCUUCCGGUCAAGUGGCAACAACGACCUGCCCGCCAACCAACAAAGCUCCAACCGCGAGUCGCUUCUCCUGCCAGACCGGAUAACACAGUACGAUAACCUCGACAUGCUGCCGCGGCCGGACCCGGAAUUCUUCCUCGCGCAGCUCGACGAAGUGACGGCGACACCCUCGAGCAGCAACCGCCGCGCUGGCGGUGGCGGCCGUGGCAACGCCCGCGACAUCAACCUGCAGGAGGACUUCAACAACAGCCAGUUCCUCGGCGGCAACUUCAACGAGGACGACGAUCUCGCCAUUGCGGCCAAGGACGACCUGGAGCUCGACCUGGACUUUGGCCUCGACUUUGACGACCCGCUGCGCCCCGCCGACCACAGCGUCGAAGUCGGUCGUGACGCGCCCGCGCCGGCCCCCUUUGAGGACGACAUGCUUGACCUGGACCUGGAUCCCCGGGGCGGCAAGGACGGCGCCGACGACACGUUUGCCGACGGCGUGCGCAUUGCCGGCGAUGACGGCGACAUCCGCAUGGAUGACGAUGACAUGCAGUUCAACCUGGGCGAGCAGUCGAUGCUGCCCGGCGGCCUCGUGGACAUGUCCCGCGCCCGCAUCUCGGAGUCGCCGCUGUCGGACGUCGACGACGACGAUGUGCGCCAGGGCGAGCUCGAGUACUCGCGGCACAAUGGCGUGGACCUGUACGACGCAGGCGACGGUCUCGGCCCGAACCAGGUGGCGCGCCGGGCGCCGCAGCGGGUCAAGAAGACCAAGGUCCUGGAGUCGGACGCGGAGACGAUGCUGGCGGGCAACGUGAUCCGCGAGCAGCAAAACAACCGCGAGAACAUCCUGAAGCCGCAGGCGUUUUUGCCGCGCGACCCGCAGGUUCUGGCACUGAUGGAGAUGCGCAAGACCAACGGCUUCGUGUCGAGCAUCAUGCUGGGCGGCCGCAGCGCGACGUGGGCGCCGGAGCUGCGCGGCCUGCUGUCGUACGAGUCGAUCCACGGCCCCGUGCACGACCUGAAGCGCAAGCGCGACAGCGGCAUUGCCGACAUGGACAGCGACCAGGACCCGACGCACUCCAAGUCGCCGCGCCUCGACCUGGGCGACGACGGUGACCACCUGGGCUUUGACGGCGGCGCCGACCACUUUGGCGGCCCGUCGAUUGCGCCCGAUGGCACCGUCCUGGAGAUUGCGGGCUUUGGCGGUGCGGACGACGACGACGACGACAUGACUUUUGGUGCGGGUGCCGGUGGCGGCGACGACCACGGCGCCGACGUGAGCCACCACGCGGCGGCCGCGGGCCCGCCGGUGUCGCUCGGCACCAAGCACGCCGUGCACAUUUUGCGCGACUUCUUUGGCAAGGACGCGGCGGACGACGCGGACAAGCGGAAAAAGUCGUCGGCGGUGUUCCAGCAGGUGCUGCCCGAGGGCCGGGCGACAAAGGCGGACGCGACGCGCAUGUUCUUUGAGUGCCUGGUGCUGGCCACCAAGGACGCGAUCAAGAUUGAGCAGGCCAGCGAGACGCUGGGCGGCAGCAUCAAGCUGCAGAGCAAGCACGCCCUGUGGGGUGCGUGGGCCGAGCGGGACGCAAGCGGCAACGCGGAGGAGGAGGAGCAGCAGCAGCAGAGCGCGGGCAACCACGUGCCGAGCAUGGCCAGUGCACCCGUUGCAGUGGCGGCAUAA